This is a messenger RNA of Mytilus californianus (California mussel), 2036 nucleotides long. Its product is annotated as polypeptide N-acetylgalactosaminyltransferase 5-like. The coding region runs from base 92 to 1891 and encodes 599 amino acids. NCBI's taxonomy places the organism in Eukaryota, Metazoa, Mollusca, Bivalvia, Mytilida, Mytilidae. The record is from RefSeq and is a predicted model, not a curated record. The transcript has 11 exons. Gene Ontology annotation, cellular component: Golgi apparatus.
AGGAUAGUUCAUUUAAGUGUUACAUCACUCGUGUUCUUUCCUUCGUAAAGUAAACAAUUUAAUUCAUUGCUUUGAUUUGCAAUUCAGUUACAUGAUGCGGAGAUCUGAAAAGCGGUUUCUGAUAAACUUUACGUGUUUAUUUUGUUUAAUUUGGAUAUGUGUCACAUUCUUAAUCAGUAAAAAAUACAACUUACUUUUAAGUCAAACAUGGAUGGAAAGAAGCGCAAACUAUUUCAAUGUUAAAACUCUACGAAAUAUGUCGAACAGAUCUGAACGUUUGGAUUAUAUCAAAGAAAAAGCUGGAUUCAAACAUCAGUUAGCAGAUCAAGUAAACAUCCCUUAUAGAUGGGCUACAAACUACAGUAACUCCACAGUGGGAUAUAAAGGUGAAGGUGUAAGUGUUGAUGUAAGCCGUCUGUCACCUGAACAGAAACAGAGAUAUGACGACGGAUGGAAGAAAAAUGCUUUCAAUCAAUAUGCUAGUGACAUAAUACCAGUUAAUCGAUACGUCGGAGAUCACAGGCACGAUUUGUGUAGAAAGAUGGUUUAUAAGGAAAAUUUACCAGAAGCAUCAGUUGUAAUCAUAUUCCAUAACGAGGCUUGGAGUGUCUUAUGGAGAACUGUAUACAGUAUAUUAAACACAUCACCUUCACAUCUAUUGAAGGACAUCUUCCUAGUUGAUGAUGCCUCAACACAAGGACAUCUACAUCAGAGGCUAACCAAAGAAGUUGAUAAAUUUUGUAAUGUUCAUCUGCUUCGAACUGGUGUCAGAUCAGGCUUAAUCAAAGCUCGAUUAUUGGGCUUUUCACAUGUCAACACAACAGUUGCCAUAUUUUUAGACUCUCACUGUGAAUGUUCGGAUGGCUGGCUGGAACCUCUUUUAGAUAAGAUAGAAAAUUGUAACAGAACAGUUGCUGUUCCCUUAGCUGAUGAAAUCUCAGCAGAAACAUUUCAGUUUAAUCCGGUAAACAUAGAAUAUAUGCACAUGGGAGGAUUUGACUUCGAUUUAAAUUUUAACUGGAGACCUGUACCUCAAGAAGAAUUGAAGAGGAGAACCAGUAUUAUAGACUCUGUAAAAACUCCAACGUUCCUUGGGUGUUGUUUUGCAAUUAGUGUGGAUUUCUUCAAACAUUUAGGAACAUACGACCCAGGCUUCCAGAUAUGGGGGUCAGAAAAUUUAGAACUAUCUUUCAAGACCUGGAUGUGUGGUGGAUCACUGGAAAUUAUUCCCUGUUCUCACAUUGGUCAUAUGUUCCGGAAUACCAUGCCAUAUUCCUGGGGUGAUAAUGGCAUGCAAAUAUUGAUAAAAAACAGUCUCCGAUUGGCUGAAGUUUGGAUGGAUGACUUUAAAAGGUUUUAUCAUGACAGAAUAUUUUAUAACAUAAAAUUUGAUAUCGGUGACAUUACAGACCGUAAAAAAUUAAGAAGGUCUCUUAAGUGUCACAGUUUUGACUGGUAUUUGAAAAACGUGUAUCCAGGAUUAUUUCUUCCAUAUAACAGUCAGGCCACAGGACAUAUACGCAAUGCAGCUACUGAAUUGUGUAUAGAAUCUCCAGUGAUGGGCUUUAUGAUGUACAGAGAAGUUAAUCUUAAGCCAUGUAGCGAUUACGCGUUCAAUCAGCACUGGACGUUAACAGAGGACAACACAAUUAGACGAGAUGAGGGAUGCCUUGGUUAUCAGGGACUUCACUCUUUUGUAGUCAUGCCAUGUAACCCUCUCGCCUCACAGAUUAAAUGGACAUAUUCACAAGCAAACUACAUCAUUAGCCACCAGGAUAACCGUUGUUUAGAACUGUCUACUGAUAGGACAACAGUUAAUGUGAAACCUUGUAACGGUGGAAGUGAACAAGUAUGGGCCUGGCCUCGUCGGACGCUUAAGAAAAGGUCGUGAUUCGAACUGAUAGUAGACCAUUUACGUUAACAUCAACCAAACAUAUGGGCACUAGAUACACGUAGCAGUCUUCUAUUUGUUAUUAAUACAAUGGACACUUGUGAACUAUAAACAAUCAUAAAACUCAUUUAUUUACAUUGCUGAA